Asparagus officinalis (garden asparagus) is the source of this 1631-nucleotide messenger RNA. RefSeq lists its product as uncharacterized. NCBI's taxonomy places the organism in Eukaryota, Viridiplantae, Streptophyta, Magnoliopsida, Asparagales, Asparagaceae. The transcript has 4 exons. The record is from RefSeq and is a predicted model, not a curated record. The coding region runs from base 14 to 1567 and encodes 517 amino acids.
AUACAGGUUUGUCAUGCUCUUUGAUCCUCUUUCUCGACUUCAAUUGGUAUUGGCGAAAGAUCUGGUUCAUGAGAUGAUUCUUGUUGUUUCAGGUGGGGUAGCCGACGACCAUGGGUCGCUCGCUUCCCGUCGUGCGAAAUCCAAGUUUGGUGGCCAAACUUCGCAUGACCGCCCCGUUGGUUCUAUGAGGGGUGAUCCUUCGAAAAGGAAAAAGAUUGCCCAUAAACCUCAUGUUGAUCAGCGCUCCCAUGGGGUAGAUUCAGGAGGCUUUGCCGACGGGGAGGAAGGGUUCUUCGAGGAGGGCGAGCUUCCACCAGGUCCGGUAUUCUCUGGGGCUGACAACAUGGACUGCUUCAUGCAGCAGGUGUGCGACGCCCUUCGUGAUGGCUCCCUGGGCAUUGAUCUGAACAUCGAUCUUGGGCAGGCAGAUGGUGUUGAUCCCACCGGUUCAUUUUCAGAUAUACCUACAUCCGGUGCUGCAGGUGUUGCGACAGAAGGGCCAGACGGGGAUGGGGCCUCCCCUAUUGCAGAUUUCGAAGAGCAGGGAUAUGUUCCUGCACCGGUCUUCCCGAGACCUGACUCUGGACUGUUAGCCGAUAUGUUAGCUGAACAAGCUCCCACCGGGACUGUGAGACCACUCUUUGAGAGUGAUUCAUCCACAGGCGCUGUACCUGAUUCUGCUAUAGCUUCGGGUGUUUUCCCGCCUUCGCCUAAUACGACUGACUUGCCCACGAGGGUUGAUAUACCUUCCAUGAGCAUUCCUGUCGUUACUUCGGAGCCUGUCGAACCCCAACCCGAGGGGAUUUCCGCCGGUAUAGGUUCUCGACCGUCUCUAUAUGAGCAGGUCCAUGCUCUCUUGGCCGAUACCAAUCCAGAUGGGGAUGUCUUCCGCACUGACCUCGGCUUCUUUACUGCCUUUUAUAACGGCGUGAUUGAUAAGCUUCUGCACAGAGGGUCUUCUUUUGAUCAGUUCAGGCGUUCCUUCUCCCGUCACAUGAUGAUGAUGAGGGAAGAGGGAUAUCCGGAUUUGGCCGAUUCCUUUACAGCUGAUUUCGCUGCCCUGGAGUCAGAGAUUCGAGAGCUGAGGGAGUUGAAGGCUGGUGGAGCUCCCUCUUUUGCAUCUUCUCAGGUGGAGGAUAGGUUGACGCAGUGGCAUGAACUGCGAUCUUCCGUUGGCAGCGAGCUUCGAUCACGUGAGCGCACUGUCGAGCAGCUGAUGGCCUCUCUGGCGAGGAAAGACACCAGCAGAGCUGAGUUAGUGAGCUCCUUAGAUUCCACUCGUGCAGAGAUAGCUAGACUGAAGGAGGCCUUGGAACGCGCCGAAGAAUCUGCCGCUACCAUUUCUGAGGAACUGGUUGGGUUGGAGCGUUCUCGUGAAUGGACACUCGACAGGCUGGGAUCAGUGCAGGAGGGGUUGAUGAAGCUACGACACGAAGCCGCAGAGGUUCUCAACAGUUCCGAAGAUUCUGUCCGAGCUAGCCUGCAGGCGGAGUUCGAGCAGGACUAUAUGGACAGGCUCUCUGGUUUAGAGUCUCAUAUUCUUAGCCGUCGGUUGCCUUCGGACUAACGAGCUUUUGUUGUAUGCUUUUGACUUGAUUUAUUAAUAGAAAAUCCGCAUUUGCUUCUUUUGU